UCUCCGAUUCCGCUCUGAUAGAUUCUGGAGCAUUUUUCCCUCCCACUUCGCCUCGAAGAAUCUGUUCAAAGUUUGGAACUUUGGUGGAUGGAAUCCAAAUGGGUGAUUCAGAAGCUGACCUCUCGCCUUCCUUCCUGCUUCUCAACUGUGUUUUCCCCUUCGAAACCCUUAACCGGGCAAAGCCCAUGUGACCAAAUCUCGACUUUUGUCUUCAACCAUGUCGAUGUGAGCCUUCUGUUGUCAAUCUGUGGGAGAGAAGGCUGGUUUCCUCACCUGGGUCCUAGUUUCCAUGCCUCCAUCGUAAAAAACUCGAAAUUUUUCGAGCCUGGAGAUGCCGAUUGCGGUCGAAACGCCCUCGUCGUUUGGAACUCUUUGCUUUCGCUCUAUGCAAAACGUGGGAAGUCAGAUGAUGCGGUCAAGUUGUUUGAUGAAAUGCCCAUGAGAGAUACUGUCUCAUGGAAUACGAUGCUUCAUGGGUUUCUUAGGAAUGGAGGGAUUGAUUCUGGUGUUGGAUUGUUCAAAAGAAUGCUCGAUUCGGGGUUCAAUGGUUUUGAUCAAGCAACCUUGACAACGGUUCUAUCGGUUUGUGAUAGACAGGAACUCUGUUCGGUGACCAAGAUAUUUCAUGCUUUGGCAAUUUUGAGUGGAUACGAGACGGAAACUACAGUAGGCAAUGCAUUGAUCACGUCGUAUUUCAAAUGCAGAUGUCCCGAUUCAGGGACUCGGGUAUUUGAUGAGAUGGUAGGAAGAAAUGUAGUCACUUGGACAGCCGUGAUUUCGGGUCUGGCACAAACAGAGAUGCAUGAGGAAAGUCUAAGAUUGUUUAACUUGAUGCGCAGCGGAAUAGUUGAUCCAAAUUCUGUUACGUAUUUGAGUUCACUAGUGGCUUGUUCAGGUUUGCAAGGGAAGAAGGAAGGGCGACAAAUUCAUGCCCUUUUGUCGAAACUUGGUAUUGAAUCAGAUUUGUCUAUCGAGAGUGCGUUAAUGGAUAUGUACUCCAAAUGCGGAAGUAUCGAAGAUGCUUGGAAGAUUUUUGAGUCUGGAGAAGAACACGAUGAGGUUUCCAUGACUGUGAUAUUAGUCGGGUUAGCACAAAAUGGGUUUGGGGAGGAAGCUAUACAGUUCUUCAUGAGAAUGUUACAAGCGGAUAUAGACAUUGAUGCGAAUGUAGUUUCAGCUGUCCUUGGAGUUUCAUUUGUAGAUACUUCUCUGGCCUUAGGCAAACAGCUGCAUGCCCUAGUUAUAAAACGAAGCUUCUCUAAUAACCCAUUUGUGAACAAUGGACUUAUUAACUUAUACUCAAAGUGUGGAGAACUGAACGAUUCAAUCCAUGUCUUCAAUAGAAUGCCAGAAAGAAAUUCUGUUUCUUGGAACUCCAUGAUCGCAGCAUUUGCCCGCCAUGGACAAGGGAUACCUGCCUUGAAAUUGUACGAAGAAAUGACAUUGCAGCGUGUGAAGCCUACUGAUGUCACCUUUCUGUCACUGCUUCAUGCCUGUAGCCAUGUCGGGUUGGUUGAAAGAGGCAUGGAACUCUUGAACACGAUGAAAGAUAUUCAUGGAAUCAACCCUAGGACAGAACAUUACGCUUGUGUUGUUGAUAUGUUGGGAAGAGCCGGUUUUCUACGAGAAGCAAAGGGCUUUAUAGAGGCAAUGAACACAAAAUCUGACUCUCUUGUUUGGCAGGCACUCCUCGGAGCUUGUAGCUUCCAUGGUGAGACAGAAAUAGGGAAAUACGCAGCUGAACAGUUGAUUCUCACAGCACCUGAUAAUAGCUCAGCUGCUUAUAUUCUGAUGGCAAACAUUUACUCAUCGAGAGGAAAAUGGAGAGAGAGGGCAAGGAUGAUUAAGAGAAUGAAACAAGUGGGAGUGGCUAAAGAAACAGGCAUCAGUUGGAUUGAGAUCGACAAGAAAGUACACAGCUUUGUUGUCGUUGACAAAUUGCAUCCACAAGUGCUGGAUAUAUAUCAAGUUCUGUCUGAAUUGUUUCCUGCCAUGGUAGAUGAAGGCUAUAGACCUGAUAACAGGUUCCUUCUGUAUUACUCGGAGGAAGGCUAAAACUGCAUAGCCGUUCGGUUCCUUGAUGCCUUCUCUCAACAUGUUCACAUCAAUGGAAAUCCAUAGAAUCCAGAAGGGGUGUGACAUCUG
Molecule: messenger RNA, 2145 nt
Organism: Tarenaya hassleriana
Lineage: Eukaryota; Viridiplantae; Streptophyta; Magnoliopsida; Brassicales; Cleomaceae
Product: pentatricopeptide repeat-containing protein At3g05340
Exons: 1
Coding region: 88-2055 (655 amino acids)
Biological process (GO): RNA modification
Molecular function (GO): RNA binding; protein binding
Source: RefSeq, a predicted model, not a curated record